Messenger RNA from Malaclemys terrapin pileata, 9588 nucleotides. RefSeq names its product ADP dependent glucokinase (gene ADPGK). Gene Ontology annotation, molecular function: ADP-specific glucokinase activity. Bases 76 to 1200 code for a protein of 374 amino acids. The record is from RefSeq and is a predicted model, not a curated record. NCBI's taxonomy places the organism in Eukaryota, Metazoa, Chordata, Testudines, Emydidae. Gene Ontology annotation, biological process: glucose metabolic process. Gene Ontology annotation, cellular component: endoplasmic reticulum. The transcript has 6 exons.
CUUGAUCCUGGGGAUGGGAAAGAUCAUGCUGUCUUGAAUUCCAGAAAGGACCUGAAAGAAGCCUUCAUCCAUUUCAUGCAGAAAGGGGCAGCUGCUGAGCGCUUCUUCAGUGAUGCGGAGACCUUCGAUCACAUUGCACGAGCAGCGUCAGAGUACCCUGGGGCACAGCUCUAUGUGGGAGGAAAUGCUGCCCUAAUUGGUCAGAAACUUGCAAGAAAUCCAAACCUGAAGAUCCUUCUUUGUGGUCCAGUUGGUCCUAAACUCCAUGAACUACUUGAUGAUAAUGUAAUUGUCCCACCAGAAUCUAUGCAGGAAACUGAUGAAUUCCACCUUAUCUUGGAGUAUCAAGCAGGUGAAGAAUGGGGACAGUUGAGAGCUCCCAAUGCAAACCGCUUUAUUUUCUCCCAUGACCUAUCAAAUGGAGCCAUGAACAUGCUGGAGGUGUUUGUGUCCAGCCUGGAUGAGUUUCAGCCAGACCUUGUAGUGCUCUCAGGGCUUCACAUGAUGGAAGGGCAGAGCAGGGAAGUGCGUGAGAAGAGACUUCUGGAGGCUGUGACUUCCAUCUCUGAUAUCCCCACUGAUAUCCCCAUACAUCUGGAAUUGGCCAGUAUGACUGACCAGGAUCUCAUGAGCAAGAUUAUGAAUCAGCAGGUCUUCCCCCUGGUGAACUCUGUCGGGCUAAAUGAACAGGAGCUGCUGUUCCUCACCCAGUCAGCCUCUGGUCCUCAUGCCUCCCUUGGUUCCUGGAAUGGAGUUCCAGAUGUGGGCAUUGUCAGUGACAUCCUUUUCUGGAUCCUGAAGAAGCAUGGAAGGAACAUGGACAAGGCAUCUGAUCUUACCCGCAUCCACUUCCACACACUGGCCUAUCACAUUCUGGUUACAGUGGAUGGGUAUUGGGGCAACCAGAUAGCUGCUGUGGCUGCUGGAGCCAGAGUGGCAGGGACACAGGCUUGUGCAACUGAAACCAUUGUUACUGACAGAGUCUUUCUUAAAGCUCCCUUGGAGUUUGUGACCUCCCGUACAGAGGCACCCUCCAAAAUCUCUUUAAAUCCAGGUGAUCCAGUGGCACACUGGCACAGAGAGGGAAUCUCAUUCCAUUUCACCCCUGUUUUGGUGUGUAAAGAUCCCAUCCGGACCGUGGGACUUGGAGAUGCUAUUUCAGCUGAAGGACUCCUAUAUUCAGAACUAUACCCUCAGUAGGCUAUGGAAACGAGACGCCUUUUUCUCCAAGAAUAUAGCGUCUGAGGAAAUAUGGUGUUCUCAAGGGGAUUUCAGACAGUAAGGUGGGGGGUGGAAUUUGGGAUAUUAAACAGUCUCUGGAUAUUAUCUGAGAAGAGCCAAAGAAUAUAUUCUAACCACUUGGCAGUGACUUGAGAGUGUUUCUCAUGUAAAUGUAAAAGUUGUAGGAUUUUAAUUCAGAGACUGGCUUUUUGUCUUUGUCUUAAGCAUGUCGGGAGGAGGGAAACUGAUACCAAAAUCCCUGUUUGGAACAGAGUUGCUGAUUGUUAAUUUAAGCCAGUCAUGUCUAUAGUGCUUGAAAGCAAGGCAGCCAGACAGAAUUUCAUGCUUAUGAAUCCCAGGGAGUACACAGCAGUCCUCAGCCCUGUCUUGCUUCUGAUAAAGCAAAAAUAAAAGGCUCUUGCAUUAUCUCCUAGCAGCAUAUUGCUACAUGGCAAGAACAACCCUUCCACUUGCUCAGUAUUGUGAUCAUAUCGCUUAUUGACAAAAUUACCUCUCAACCUCAGCACCCCAAGCAUAGGAGGGAGCCAGAGUGUAAACAGCUGAAAUGUGAUACGUACUGUACAUAUUCCCUAACUGCACAGAGCUGGAGAGAGCUUUACUGGAAGCUCUGUAAAUUGUUUUAGGUAUCUGUGUAGCUGGGGAUGAAAGACUGAACACACACAAGCUCCUUUUUAAUUUCUGGGUAGGUCAGAGUAAGAUACUGAAGACCUGUCUUUUGGGAGAUAGCUUAGGUGCUUGUUUACCUUAAAAUGAGCCUCAAAUCUAAAUGUGGCUUAGUUGCACAGAAAUCGCCUGUGUUUCAGCUAGUGAGGCUCACCAUUUAUUCUUUCCUUUGUGGUGUAUGCUCAUGUCAGCCUCAUCCUCCAGUUUAUGGAUAGGCUAUUGCUGAUGAAGACUUGAUUUAUUUUUAUGCUAGUGCUGUUGCAUAAUUUUCUUGGACCUGCAUAUCUUUGAUUUGGAGGGGUCUUGUUCUUUCAGGUGGUCUCUGGCUAGGUAAGUCAUUACUGGUUUUAAGGUAGCUGAACUGACUUGUCCUUCACAUGCUAGAAAUCCUCUUCCGGUACUAGUGAGAAAUGCUAGGAAGAUGACUUCCAGUUGAGAUUGGAAGUAUGUUUGGUGUGUGUAGCACAGUUUAUUUAUUAUGAAUUGCCUAUCGCCAUAUAAUUCCACUGCUUUAGGCAACCUCACAGGAACAGAGCAUGCGCAUCUUACUGUCAGCACAACAAGAAAAUUGCCUUGUAUUGUAGCAUAUAUUUAGCUUAGCAUUUUUUUUUUUAUUACACAUGUUGUUUAGAGAAUCAUUUUUCUCUUGGUAGCACUUGUGUUGCCUGCUUCCCUUUGAGAAUUAGCUGAAACUGUAAGCCAACGCUUGCACAGAAGCAAAAUACAAGUCUACUUCAGUGUUGAUUGAAAACUCAAUAUGACUGGCAUGUCUAUGUAAUCCAGUUUCUUUCCCCACUAUAGGUAUGUAAGACUCACAACUGCAGACGUUCUGCAUUCAGGAACGGAUUUGUUAAGUUUAAAAAUGCUGGACUCCAAAAAUUUUGGUAAAGGUACAAACAAUGAUUAUACCAAGUAGCUGCAAAAUUUGCUGUGUGUGGAGUCUGAGGAAACUAUGAUAGGAAGAGGAUGUUUUUAGUUGCCAUAUGAAUGAAAAGUGAAACAGAUUGCUGCACUCAGAAGCAGCUUUAAUGAGAGACAUUUUCUUAAGGGAAAAGGCGGUCUCUCUCUCUCUGUCCUUAAUCUAUCCAAAUCAUUGGACAGAAUUCUACUCUUACAAACCACAAUCUGUUCAGCUUGGCCAUGCAUUCAUCUCAAUUAUUUAGGCCUACCACAAACAUCAUCAAGAAAACCAGAGUAUCUGUAGUAUCUAAUGGAGACAGGUUAGGACUUGAAUCUUUCAAUUGUACCCUGCAGCAUAAAGCUUGGUACAACUGAACAAUUAAAAAUCCAUCUGUAACAGUUACUCUCCAAGCCAUGUCUCCUGUGUGGCACAGUAGAUCUAAGGUUUGUAGCAAGGACCCUAGAGUCAUGUAGCCCUGUGGGAACUGUAUAAGUCAGCAGUUCACCUAUUGGGGCCAAGUCUGUAAAAGCAUCCCUGUCCUGUAAGGGGACCAGAUUGAAUUUCUUAGAGUGAAUCUACCUGAUAUAAUUGGCUGUAGUUGUGGUUGGUUGAAUCUGGCACCGCAAACCUCUUCCCACAUAUUGUAAAACUAGCAGAAGGUGGCUAAUGCCAGUCUCUCAUCAUGCUGGUAUUGCUGUCUGUGGAGUUUUCCUGUAGGGAAAACCAGAGGACUGAUGUAACAUGGACUUGUGGGUGUCACACAUUUAAAAUCAGAUAAGCCUCAGAGGGUGCUGUGUGAGGGUAUAAAUUAGGAACUGUUGCAUGCCUUCCCGACACCACACAAAAUGGUGUCCAGUCCACCUGUAACUACUGUUGGCUUGUGGAUUCAAGAUAAUCAUGAUGGUCCCUAUGGGCUUUAAAGUCUGAGUCUCUUCUGCAUCACCAGGGCAAGAGGAAGGAACCAGCCCUGUAGCGCACAUCCUACAGUUAGUGUCUCAUUCUAGCUUUGCCUUGGGGUUUGAUAUUCAUUUCAGUCAGGGGACUUGAAUAAGAAUUCAUUGAUAUCCAAACUCCUCCUCCUUCAGUAAGUUGUAUCUUUAGUUUUGAAGGACAGUGUUUUACCAUUUUUGUAAAAAAGGCCAAUUUGCUUCUUUGACUAACUGGUCUGAGGCAGCUGCCAUUAGGAUAAAUGUACAUUGUUGUGCAACCUUUGUGAACAUAGACUGCGGGCACCAAAGCAGUAGCACUACCAAAGACCAUGCAUCCUGCCAAUUUAGGAAUUAAUCCUUUGCUUAUGGCAGGUGCAAAUUUAUUCAAAGCCAGCAAAGUAUGUGGAUUUUUGACCUCGAGACAAAAGAAAAAUAUGUACAGGCUGUUGGUUACAGAGCAAGCCUGACUGCUGUGAUAUUUUACACAUUUCUUCCAAAAAAAGUGUCAAGACCUUAGAUUUUCAGGACAAAACCUAAGAUUGCAUGGGCAUAGGGCAGAGUACAUUAAAAUCCUGGAGUUUUAAAAAUAUUUUCAAAAAAUAAAUCUUAACUUAGCUAUUUUGACUAACCCCAUUAAAUAGGCCGCUCCCAUAGAUCAAAACGAACACUUAAAAUUCUACCCAUCUUAAAGACCCAGGAUCUGAUUUUCUUCCCAUUCAGAUGAGUUUUACACUAGUUAUACUAGAGAUACCAUAGAGAUACUACUGACUUACACCCAAUAGGAUCUGAAUUUGAAUUCAUUUUAAUUUAGAAACAAAACCCUGAAAAAUGAUAAACUAGGGAGUAAAAAGUAAAGUUUGUUAGUAAGGUUCUCUGAUCCACUAAUAUUUCUUCCUGGGCUUUCUUGUGACCUGGCAUAACUGUUACAACUUUAAUAUGUGCUUUGAGUUAGACCAGCUUAUGAUGGAACUGAUGGUGCUCUUGCCAUAUUAUGAAGCAGCCACAUGAUACUUUAAGGUUAGGCAGUUUAAAUUAAUCUCACGGGUUCACAGUUACCAAAUUUGCUUAGUGAGAAUAAUCCUUAAUCAGUAUGACUUAAUGGUUGAUAAAUGUUGCCACUAUCUUCCUGGCUACCUGUUGAAAGAGCCCACACAAUAACCAGCUGAAACUGGAAGGCAGCAUCCUGCAGUUCCUCACUCCAGCUCCACUUAACUCAAAUGUGGUUUUCCAGGCUAAACAAUGGAAUACACAAAACAUGAGUUUCACCCAGAACAUUUCUCAUACAUUUGUAGGGCACUGUAUGUCUAUGAGGGUCUCCUUCCUAUAUCUGAUAGCAAUCGUGCCAGCUCAUCACCACUACUUGGUAUUUUGAACUGCUUUUGUUGAGUAAUAGAAGUGGAAAAAUUACUCUAGCUAUUCCAAAUGCUGUUAUUUCAGUUAUCCCAGCUGCAAUGUCAUUAUUGCCAGCUCUAACUUAUACUCAUCAAAGUUGUCUUAUUGCUUUGAAACUUUGAGCUAGAAAAUGAAUCAGCAGAUUUAAAAGCUGGUUUUCUUUAUGAGCAUUAAAAAAAAAAAAAAAUCCCCUAAACCGUAGCUUCAUUUUUGUAGAAGAUUAAGCCCUGUAUUGUGGGCAUGUGAAUGAAUGUUAGCCAAAUGGGCUGUAAAAAAAAAGAAAUCCAGUACUUGUUUCACUUUUGUGAAGGGAAGGCUGGAGUAUCAAAUAUGCUUUAAAAUAAUUUUGAAACUGUUCACACCUGCAUUUCUCUCUCUUCUCUAUAUUGCUAUGAAUCAUGCCAUGAAACCCACAUAGGUAGAUGAUCCAAACCUUGAUUAGCAUUAGGCUCCUGAGCAGGACUUUCCCAGAUGUUCUGUAGGCUAGGCAGUGUCUUACCUUCCAACUGCUACUGACAAUACUUGACCUCAACAGCAUGGCAUUAAGCCAGCAGGCCUGUGGCUGUUAGUUGCUGGUUAAGGGCAAGUGCGUUUGUGAUAUGUUCAUUUCUAUGCACAGAACUUGCUCAACUAUACAGCUGCAAAAUUUACCCUUAUCCUUUCUUAAAUUUGAUCAAAACAAUCCAUCAUUUAAACCUUGCUUUAAACUGUUUAAAAUAAAGUCUGGCAAAAAUAGCCUGUGGAUCAGUGCAGGGCAGAUAGCCCUUGAAGUUGCUUCACAGUGGCCUUGGUGCUGUGAUCCCUGCCCUACAAGGAUAGAGCUGAUUCCAGACUCAGCCAUUUAAAUUCUAGGGCUCCAUUUUUAAGGGCUGUUUUCUUGCCACAUGAGUGUCACUAAACGAUUUACUUUUCUUCCUGUGUCUCAGCUCUUUCCCUGUGCAAUGUGGGAAAGCUAGCUAGGUCCACUUUUCACUUGGUAGGCCUUUCUUUUAAAAGGAAGGGGGGGAGGGGAAAGCAGGUCCUGAAAUUGUCCUAUCAUUUACCUUAGCUUUUAGUACCUCUCAAUAGAGACUGCAUCAGCUGAUGGAACCUAGUCUGCUGAUUUCACUCAGCUGCAGUUAUGGAGAUGCCAAUUCUGUGUCUCUGUAGACACCUGUGGCCUUUUUGUAACACUUAAUGUGGUGCAACCUGUGGCAUGUGGGUUUGUCUCGCUCUCUCAAGAAAGUUAUUUUAAGAAUGGUUAAGAAUUUUAAGGUAUAGGCUGCUGGUUCUGGCAUGUGCAACACUGAAAUACAAGGCAUUAUAAGCAAAAUAAAAGGUACGUCCUAUGUUAGACUGUGAAAUCCAUUGGUAAUGGCUGUGCUCUGCCUUGGUGAUUUACAUGUUUUAAUUAUGUAUUCAACUUUCAGGAACAACUGAGUAAUUAUUUGCCACAGGCAGUUUUCAAUAAUUUUCUGAAAUAUGGUGGUGGCAAUUGGGAACAGACUCUUGAGAGAAUGGCAAAAGCAUAGCAUAACCCAGUCUGAUUACAUUAGUAAUCUGUACCAAUUUCUGCAUAUUUUUUUCUCAGCGCUUAUUAGCUGGGAAAAGAACACUAUUCAUUUGUAGAUAUCCUAUUGGUUCUUUGCAUUAAUCUUGAGAUAUCUGGCAUAGGUGCUGGUAUACAUGCAUAGACCAAAUUAUUUUAAAGUGGUACUGUCAAGUACUUCUGGCCCAAAACCAAGCCAUUGGAGGAGGGCGGUAGGGGUGUUGCUUCUGUUUUAGAAUAUAGGUAUCUACUUACUAGCUAAUAUAAUACAGUGUUAUUAGAAUGUAGUCUACUGAAAAGCAUGAAAAACACACAUGCAGCAGUUGUACUCAGUCUGGAUACUGCACCAAGCAGUUAUCAGCAAUAAGAAAUGGCUGAGCAAGCCAGAGGAACUGUUGCCUCUCAAAGCAGAUCCACUGCCUUUAUUUUCCUUUGCACUGGGUGAGACUUACUGUUUACAACCCUUUGUCAUUCACCAGACAACUAAAGCAGUGGCUACAACAAAGUACUGUAUUUGAAUGACAGAUGUGAGAAUACAGCAGAGAGAUUACUAAAUAGAUGAGACAAGCCCCCUUCCAGCUCUGAGUGAGGUUGGGAAGUCUAAACUGGAUAUAUGAAUGGAGUUGGAUCUCUUCUUGCUGCCUUCUCUCUUUUCUUAAUAGAAUAUACACACACACAGGGGCUUGGCUGAAUUUGAUUUUUUUAUAGUUAGAUACUGAUUCUAAAAGGUUUUUUUGGAUUAUUAAUUUAAAUUUUCAUAGUUGUGGGAAAUUAUUGGGGGUCAGAGUAAUAAUUUAAUGACAAUAUUAAUAUUAAUUAAUGAGAUUCAAAACAUUGGUUACCUAAAUGGCACUAAUGCAAGCAAUACAAUACGUUUUAUACACAUUAAGAUGGUUUUACUUGGGCUAUCUACAUUUCGAUCAUCAUAGCUGGAAUUACUUUUUCAUAGGUUUCUGUGUGUACAGUGAGAUCACUAAGACUAAUCUUUCCAAGCCUAAAUACAUACGUGGGGCUGGUGCCGUCUACAUUGGGUUUAUAACAGGAAUGUUCUCAAACUACAUAAGAACAGCCAUCCUGGGUCAGACCAAAAGUCCAUCUAGCCCAGUAUCCUGUCUUCUGACAGUGGCCAGUGCCAGGUGCUUCAAAGGGAAUGAACACAACAGGCAAUUGUUGAGUGAUCCAUCCCCUGUUGUCCACUCCCAGCUUCUGGUGAACUGAGGCUAGGGACACUCAAAGCAUGGUGUUGCAUCCGUGCCCAUCCUAGCAAAUAGCCAUUGAUCGACCUGUUCUCCAUGAAUUUAUCUAGUUUCUUUUUUUAACCCUGUUGUAGUCUUGGCCUUCACAACAUCCUCUGGUAAGGAGUUCCACAGUUUGAUUGCGUUGUGCGAAAAAAUGCUUCCUUUUGUUUAAAACCUGCUGCCUAUUAAUUGACCCCUAGUUCUUGUGUUAUGAGGAGUAAAUAACACUUCCUUAUUUACUUUCUCCACACCAGUCAUGAUUUUAUAGACCUCUAUCAUAUACCCCCUUAGUCAUCUCUUUUCCAAGCUGAAAAAUCCAAGUCUUAUUAAUCUCUCCUCCUAUGGAAGCCGUUCCAUACCCCUAAUCAUUUUUGUUGUCCUUUUCUGAACCUUUUCCAAUUCCAAUAUAUCUUUUUUGAGAUGGGCCGACCACAUCUGCACACAGUAUUCAAGAUGUGAGCAUACCAUGAAUUUAUAUAGAGGCAAUAUGAUAUUUUCUGUCUUAUUAUCUAUCCCGUUCUUAAUGAUUCCCAAUGUUCUGUUCACCUUUUUGACUGCUGCAGCACAUUGAGUGGAUGUUUUCAAAGAACGAUCUACAAUGACUCCAAGAUUUCUUUGAGUGGUAACAGCUAAUUUAGACCCCAUCAUUUUAUAUGUAUAGUUGGGAUUAUGUUUUCCAAUGUGCAUUACUUUGCAUUUAUCAGCAUUGAAUUUCAUCUGCCAUUUUGUUGCCCAGGCACCCAGUUUUAUGUUCUAAUGAAGUUUCUUGCAUAAUAGCUCAAAUAGGAUAUAACCUUUGACCAGACUGAAAUCUCAGGGAAUUGUGGGAUGUCAGACUUCUGUCUGUUGGGUUUCCCUGAGCAAAAGGAACAAACAGGUUGGCUAUUGUAUACACAGCAUCUGCUAUCUCAGAACCAGCAAUGGGAAAGGCAUAUAUGAAACCAGCUAUGACUUUUAAAACUUAAUCUGGUGUCAUCCUGCAUCGGGAAUGGCAUCUGAAGAACAAGCCGUGGCACCUAGGGGUGAAUGAGCUUGUUAAAAUGCAAGAGCCAAAAAGCUUCCUUAAGAACUUCUCAGGAAAGCUGCUGUUCGACAAUACAAACUACUGCAGGGAUUGGCAACCUUUGGCAUGUGGCUCACCAGGGAAAUCCGCUGGCAGGCCAGGACAGUUUGUUUACCUGCAGCGUCCGCAGGUUUGGCCGAUCGUAGCUCCCACUGGUCGCGGUUUGCUGUUCCAGGCCAAUGGGGGCUGCGGGAAGGGGCAGCCAGCACAUCCCUUGGCCCAUGCCGCUUCCUGCAGCCCCCAUUGGCCUGGAACAGCAAACCGUGGCCAGUGGGAACUGAGAUUGGCCGAACCUGUGGACACUGCAGGUAAACAACCCUUCCCGCCAGUAGAUUUCCACGACAGGCUGCGUGCCAAAGGUUGUUGAUCCCUGAACUAGCGUCUGAGCCUAUCUUUUUUCCACUGUAAAAUAUCUGUGAAGCACUGCCACGGGGAAAUUCUGUUUCUGUGCAGUUUGAUUUGUGGGAGGGGAGAACACAUGGGGGAAUCUUCCUUGAGGUAAAAUUAAUGUGUCUUUUCUAUUGUAAAUAUCCUGGGACGUGAAGUACUUUUUAUAUGCUAUGCUUUGAUUUUUGUAGUGCAUUUCUGUAUAGAGUUUGUCACACUAUUUUAGUAAAGCUUUUUUUCCCCAA